AGUAGCUGGGGUGAGGCCGUCGUCGCCGCACGGGCUGGUUGGGGCUGUGUCUGUGGGAGGCGCCGGGGUGAUGGCGGUGGAGACUCUGUCCCCGGACUGGGAGUUUGACCGCGUUGACGACGGCUCGCAGAAAAUUCAUGCCGAAGUCCAACUUAAGAAUUAUGGGAAAUUUCUUGAGGAGUAUACCUCUCAACUGAGAAGAAUUGAGGACGCUCUGGAUGACUCAAUUGGAGAUGUUUGGGAUUUCAAUCUUGAUCCUAUAGCAUUAAAGCUUUUGCCUUAUGAACAGUCCUCUCUUUUGGAACUCAUAAAGACUGAAAACAAGGUCUUAAACAAAGUCAUCACUGUUUAUGCUGCACUUUGUUGUGAAAUCAAGAAAUUAAAAUAUGAGGCUGAAACUAAAUUUUACAAUGGUCUCUUGUUUUAUGGAGAAGGAGCUACAGAUGCCAGCAUGGUGGAAGGUGAUUGCCAAAUUCAAAUGGGGAGAUUUAUUUCAUUCUUACAGGAACUGUCUUGCUUUGUUACGAGGUGCUAUGAAGUGGUGAUGAACGUAGUCCACCAGUUGGCUGCCCUCUAUAUCAGUAACAAGAUUGCACCCAAAAUUAUAGAGACAACUGGAGUUCAUUUUCAGACUAUGUAUGAGCACUUGGGAGAACUGCUAACAGUUUUGCUCACCCUGGAUGAAAUUAUUGAUAAUCAUAUCACACUGAAAGACCACUGGACUAUGUACAAAAGGUUACUGAAAUCUGUCCAUCACAAUCCUUCAAAAUUUGGAAUUCAGGAAGAAAAAUUAAAGCCAUUUGAAAAGUUCUUGCUGAAGCUAGAAGGGCAAUUACUGGAUGGAAUGAUAUUCCAGGCCUGUAUAGAACAACAAUUUGAUUCUCUCAAUGGAGGAGUAUCUGUGUCAAAAAAUAGUACUUUUGCUGAGGAAUUUGCACAUAGUAUUCGGUCAAUUUUUGCAAAUGUAGAAGCCAAACUUGGAGAACCUUCUGAAAUUGACCAGAGAGACAAGUAUGUUGGAAUUUGUGGACUCUUUGUAUUGCACUUUCAGAUUUUUCGAACUAUUGAUAAAAAGUUUUAUAAGUCUUUAUUGGACAUUUGUAAGAAGGUACCAGCCAUCACUCUAACUGCUAAUAUUAUUUGGUUUCCUGAUAAUUUUCUGAUCCAGAAAAUACCAGCAGCUGCCAAACUGCUAGACAGAAAAAGUCUUCAAGCCAUUAAAAUACACAGGGAUACUUUUCUACAACAGAAAGCUCAAUCACUUACCAAAGAUGUACAGUCUUACUACGUCUUUGUGAGCUCAUGGAUGAUGAAAAUGGAAUCUAUUUUGUCUAAAGAGCAGAGAAUGGAUAAAUUUGCUGAAGAUCUCACCAAUAGAUGUAAUGUUUUUAUACAGGUAGGCUUCUUGUAUGCAUAUAGUAUUAGUACCAUUAUUAAAACCACAAUGAAUCUCUACAUGUCCAUGCAAAAGCCAAUGACCAAAACCUCAGUUAAGGCAUUGUGCAGGCUUGUUGAACUUCUCAAGGCAAUAGAGCAUAUGUUCUACAGGAGAAGCAUGGUUGUGGCUGAUUCAGUUUCACAUAUAACACAGCACCUUCAACAUCAGGCUCUUCAUUCUAUUUCUGUGGCCAAGAAAAGAGUGAUUUCUGACAAAAAAUACAGCGAACAGCGUCUUGAUGUGCUCUCUGCUCUAGUUUUGGCUGAAAACACUCUAAAUGGACCAAGCACAAAGCAACGGCGACUUAUUGUUUCUUUGGCACUAAGUGUUGGCACACAAAUGAAAACAUUUAAAGAUGAAGAACUCUUUCCACUUCAAGUAGUCAUGAAAAAACUGGAUCUUAUUAGUGAACUUAGAGAACGAGUCCAAACACAAUGUGACUGUUGUUUUUUAUACUGGCAUCGAGCUGUCUUCCCAAUUUAUUUAGAUGAUGUAUAUGAAAAUGCUGUUGAUGCAGCCAGAUUACAUUACAUGUUCAGUGCUUUGCGCGACUGUGUACCUGCUAUGAUGCAUGCAAGGCAUUUAGAGUCCUAUGAGAUACUUCUGGAUUGCUAUGACAAGGAAAUUAUGGAAAUUUUAAAUGAGCAUUUGCUGGACAAAUUAUGCAAAGAAAUAGAGAAAGAUCUGCGACUUUCUGUGCAUACUCAUUUAAAGCUGGAUGACCGAAACCCUUUCAAAGUUGGCAUGAAAGACCUGGCUCUUUUUUUCUCUCUGAAUCCAAUUCGGUUUUUCAAUCGUUUCAUUGACAUUCGGGCUUACGUAACUCACUACCUAGACAAGACUUUCUACAAUCUAACAACUGUAGCCCUUCAUGACUGGGCCACUUAUAGUGAGAUGAGAAACUUAGCUACUCAGCGUUAUGGACUGGUUAUGACAGAGGCACAUCUUCCCAGUCAGACUUUGGAACAGGGCCUUGAUGUUUUAGAAAUUAUGAGAAACAUUCAUAUAUUUGUGUCCCGAUACCUCUAUAAUCUCAACAAUCAGAUUUUUAUUGAACGAACAAGCAAUAACAAGCAUUUGAAUACUAUUAAUAUUCGGCAUAUUGCUAAUUCAAUUCGAACACAUGGCACGGGAAUUAUGAAUACAACUGUUAAUUUCACCUACCAGUUUUUGAAAAAGAAGUUCUAUAUAUUUAGCCAAUUUAUGUAUGAUGAACACAUCAAAUCCAGAUUGAUUAAAGAUAUUCGAUUUUUCAGGGAAAUUAAGGACCAAAAUGAUCAUAAGUAUCCUUUUGAUAGAGCAGAAAAAUUCAAUCGAGGCAUCAGAAAACUUGGAGUAACACCUGAGGGACAGAGCUACCUUGAUCAAUUCAGGCAACUCAUCAGCCAGAUUGGUAAUGCUAUGGGCUAUGUACGAAUGAUAAGAUCUGGUGGUCUUCAUUGUAGCAGCAAUGCCAUUAGAUUUGUUCCUGAUCUUGAAGAUAUUGUAAAUUUUGAAGAACUAGUAAAAGAAGAAGGUCUUGCAGAAGAAACAUUAAAAGCAGCAAGGCAUUUGGAUUCAGUCCUCAGUGAUCACACACGAAAUUCUGCCGAAGGCACAGAAUAUUUCAAAAUGCUUGUAGACGUUUUUGCUCCAGAAUUUCGAAGGCCAAAGAAUAUACAUCUCCGAAAUUUCUAUAUAAUUGUUCCCCCUCUGACCCUCAACUUUGUAGAGCAUUCCAUUAGUUGCAAGGAAAAAUUAAAUAAAAAAAAUAAAAUUGGAGCUGCCUUUACUGAUGAUGGCUUUGCCAUGGGUGUGGCUUACAUUCUAAAGCUUUUGGAUCAGUAUCGGGAGUUUGAUUCACUUCACUGGUUCCAGUCUGUUAGAGAGAAAUACCUGAAGGAGAUAAGAGCAGUUGCUAAGCAACAGAAUGUACAGUCAGCCAGUCAAGAUGAAAAACUCUUACAAACCAUGAAUCUCACUCAGAAGCGACUGGAUGUCUAUCUACAGGAAUUUGAAUUGCUGUAUUUCUCACUGAGCAGUGCAAGAAUUUUCUUCAGAGCAGACAAGACUGCGGCUGAAGAAAACCAAGAAAAGAAAGAGAAGGAAGAAGAAACUAAAACAAGCAAUGGAGACCUGUCUGACAGCACUGUGUCUGCUGAUCCUGUUGUGAAAUGAUACGGAUGGUAUUCACUGCACAUAUGAUGAAAUCAUCAGAAUUGUUAAAACUUUUGCCAGUGGAAUGGAUAAACUAUUGAUGAAUUGUUUCCUGGGUCACAUCUCUGGAAAAUAGAUGUUACAGUUCUUAAAGGCAGUGCUUUAAAGUGAAGUUCAUUCUGUUUCCAAAGGCUCUACUUUCAAAGGUUAAGAAUGAGAUUUUAAAAUUGGAUUUUUGCCUGGACUUGAGGGUACAAGAUGUUUCUAUUUGAAGUGAAGUUAUAAAAGGGCAAAUCCAGAUUCAUAAACUAUCACCUCGGAUUUCUUGUAAUCUACAUGUUUGUAAUUUGUAUUUGCAUAGAUCUUUGAUCUAUAGUUAUUUCAAGUCAUGGGAAAUUCAAUGCAUAUACUAUAUACAGCCAGUAAAUACAUGCUUAACAAAAGGAAUGAGCCUGAAGUUCAUAAAGAAUACAUAUCAAUAUUCUUAUAAAAGGAAUAUAUGAAGAUGGCUUUGAUACUAGAGGUGAGGCACAAGUGUUUUAUGUACUCUCAGUGUACAGUAUAACUGAUGAUCCUUCUUUCAUUGUUAAUUUCAUGUGACUCACAAGAGCUGCUGAUGUCUUUGAUGAGACAUUUUAUAACUAGUUUACAUUGCUUUGAGAACAUUUAACCUCCAACAGCUGCUUUAAAUUUAAGAUUUACUUAAUACUCAGAAAAUUCAGAUAAAGCCAUAGAGUCCUGUUUGAAGCUUCACUUCUAUUUUGGUUGAAGGCAUGAUGUAUGAUGUCAGAAAAAAAAUUGAAUGAAUUAUUUCUACAUCCAAACUCAGGUUUCUUCUACAUUAGAUUGAAUUGAAAUUUUGGUGAUGGUUUGGGUAGACUUUUUUUUUAUAUCAAGUAUAAUUUAAAACAUCAGAUUAAAUAAUUACACUGUUCAGGCUUUUAAAAAAAUACCACUGUGAGAAUAAAGCGCUAGCAAGAUACAUCACUUACUGAUUUUAAAAAUACAGAAAGAUUUUGAGUAAAUUUUGUGCCCAGCAAGCUGUUAGUUUUAUUUUUGUAAAGGUAUGUAAGUUAUUAAAUGGUUAAUCAUGGCCUUUUAAAAAUAAAAUAAAGUGAUACCUUUACAAUGAAGACAAAAGUUUAAAACUUUCUAAUACAAACACCAUUUUGGGAAAUGCUUGAUUUUUUUCUAUUGCAUUUGUCUGCUAAACAUUUCUUUGGAUAAAUCCUGCAAAUACUUCUAACAUUAUUCUUUGAUUCCAGCUUUUAGAAUGGGUGUACAAUGCCCUGUUUGUACUUACUGGUUAGGGUCAGGGUAACUUGCCAGCCCAAGAUAAAUACUUUAAUUGUUAAAAGUCAGAAGAGACAGAAUAUGUAGGAAAUGUUUUUUGUUUAUUAUGUAAACAUGGCUUACAGAAUUAUGAACAGUGGAUAGAUUAAAGGCAUUUAAUAUUUGUAAUUCAUAAUAACUGUAGAAAUGGCCCUAAAGCAUGCUGCAUAAUUAAUAAUUUAUAUUUUCAUUAUUAUAAGUGUUUAUAUUAAUGAUCUUGCAUUUGAUUAUAUCAAAUUCGUCAUUUCAUAGCAACAGUAUUGUUUUCUCUGUUUUUCUUCUCUAACUUCUCUGAAAUCAUCUCCUAUUAAGGGAUAGAAAUUGUUACUAGAAGAGAAUCACAUGUUCUGUGUUCAUUAUCCCUACACAUGUAAAUUAAUUAUUUUAUCAAUACUAGAUAGAGUUCACAUGCUGACUCCCUGGAUACCUACAGUUGAGAAGAAAAUGACAGACAAUUAUUUUUCCUUUAGGUCAAAAUAAUGUCACUGCUAUCUGGAUAAAUUAUAAGUUCAUAUAUUUGAAAUAAGAUCCUGGAAACGAAUUUAAAUGGUGUCAAACUGCAGAGCAACAGGGCUUCAGUAUAUUCACAUCUAAUAGGUUAAUAUGUACAUUUGGAUGAUGAUUUUUCUUGAUAACAUUAACAUUAAUUUUAUUUUUUCAGACAUACUGUAAUUUAAAAAUUAAUGUGAGCGUUUGUUUUAAGUUCACAGAAAACUUAAUAAUUCAAAUUCUCAGGAAUUAAGGACUCACCAUAACAUUGUCAGUUCUAAUGAAAUUUUGUAAAAGAUGGCAAGUUUGUUACCUCACUUGAGUGGGGUUUUCCUUUUCCCCCAAUUCUAAGAGAAUAUAAUGUGUAUACUAAAACAUUAAUAAACAUAAUUUUGAAAA
This is a messenger RNA of Homo sapiens (human), 5794 nucleotides long. It is a transcript of the gene WASHC4, whose product is annotated as WASH complex subunit 4. Gene Ontology annotation, cellular component: WASH complex; early endosome; endosome. The transcript has 33 exons. The coding region runs from base 71 to 3595 and encodes 1174 amino acids. Gene Ontology annotation, biological process: endosomal transport. The record is from RefSeq and is marked reviewed. NCBI's taxonomy places the organism in Eukaryota, Metazoa, Chordata, Mammalia, Primates, Hominidae.